Lolium rigidum is the source of this 1158-nucleotide messenger RNA. Its product is annotated as transcription factor bHLH150-like. The record is from RefSeq and is a predicted model, not a curated record. The transcript has a single exon. Gene Ontology annotation, molecular function: protein dimerization activity. NCBI's taxonomy places the organism in Eukaryota, Viridiplantae, Streptophyta, Magnoliopsida, Poales, Poaceae. The coding region runs from base 140 to 829 and encodes 229 amino acids. Gene Ontology annotation, biological process: regulation of DNA-templated transcription.
CUUCCUUCAUCCUCCCACCAUCUCCACCACCACCACUACCGCCAUCUUCUUCUUUCUUUCUUUCUCCCAUCCCACCCACCUUUCAGCCGCCCCAAUUCCUCACGCACGCCAUCUUCUUUCUUCAACAACCUGCGCGGCCAUGAUCUCUAUAGGCGCCGGCUCAUCCUCCUCCCCCUCUUACUCCGCGGGGGUGAGGAUGGGAGGCGCUAAGCGCCGUGGGAAGCCGGGCGGAGCCGCCGCUGCUGGGUCCGCGGCGGCCCCGGCGCAGACCAAGUGGCGCAGCGGCACGCAGGAGAGGAUCUACGGGCGGCGCCUGCUGGACGCGCUGCGCGCCACGCGGUCGGGCGCGCCGCACCCGCACCCGCACCCGCAGCCACGCGCCGUCAAGGAGGCGGCCGACUCGGCGCUGGCGCUCACCGCGCGCGGCCAGUCGCGCUGGAGCCGCGCCAUCCUGCUGGCGGGCGCCGCGUCCCGCCGCCGCCGCGUGCUCGUCAAGGCCGGGGGCAAGAUCCGGCGCCACCCGCGCCCGCAGGCGCGCGCCGCCGCCGCCGCGGCCAAGGCGGCCGCCGCCGCGUCCGCCGGCGAGCCGCCGGUGCUCAGGGAGCGGAAGGUCAAGGACCGCCUGCGCGUGCUGGGCCGGCUCGUCCCCGGCUGCCGCAAGCUGCAGGCCCCGGACCUGCUCGACGAGACGGCCGACUACGUCGCCGCGCUCCAGAUGCAGGUCAAGGCCAUGCGCGCGCUCGCCGACGCCCUCGCGGCGGCCCAGCUAUCGUCGGAUCGUCAGCAGACCGCCGCCGACGACCAAGGCGAAGCCGAGAUGGAGAGGUGAGAGUCAAAGAGGGAUGAUUGAUCACAUGACGGCCCUGGGCUCGGGGAAAUAAUUAAUGGAUGGAUUAUUAGUGCGAGGCGGGUCUGGGAUGAUGCUCUUCCAUGGGGAGGAUGGUAUUGUGAUCCCAGUCAUGAUUGUUGCUGCUGAUUUGUAAAUUCUUGAUACUACUUGUAUAAGUAAUGCUGCUCUGCUCCUCUCUUCAUCCUCUUCUCUUCUCUUCUCUUCUUGAUGAAAUGUUCCUCCUCCUACUGAAACAAGAUGGGGGCUUUCCUGUGUCUGUCUCUUGCGGAUUAUGCUUUGAUUUGGCUGUGUCAAUGGGAAAAUUAGGA